AUGGACCCCGGAAACAGUGUUGGCGGGCCUUAUCUCCCCAAUCCUACAGGACGCACCGUCCACAGCCAUGGUCCAGCACACUCCGCAGCUGAUCCGAACGCAAUGAUGAGCCAGUUCUCUGGACUUUCUUUGGGAGCAAUGAGCAUGCCUAGCAGCUCUGCUCCAAUGCCCAUGGGACAUGGCCCUACCUACAUGGUUGGAUCUGAUGGCCAAUAUGUUUUGACACCCAUGAAUACCCAGCCACUUGGCCUGAACCAUCAUCACAACGACAAUCCGUAUCCAGGAUUUGGUAUUCCUGCUGGCGGAUAUGGUUCUCCUUAUGUUGGUCUUCCGAUGCCAUUGCUUCCUUUCACUCCUGGAAGGGCCGGCAUGGCUCAGCCACGGGUUGAACGAGGGCAUUCAGAUGUACCUGGUCUGGAAAACCGCCGUGGAUCAUAUUCCACGACUGAGUCUACCCCAGCUACUCCAUUUUAUGGCACCGUUUCUCAGCGUGAUGGUGGCCCACGGGUUGCCAGCCUCGAUCGAUCCGCUUAUACAACCCCCUCCCCGCAGCAGAUUGGCCUUCCAGUCCUCCAUGCUGACCCGACCAAGUCUGCCAUGGCGGUGGUACCGGAUCGUACCAUUGAUGAGUUUCUUAAGCAGGAUCCUGCUAUCCCUCGAGCAGUCCCUGCUGUUUUUACACCUCCAAGCCAGAUGAAGAGCCUUGAGCAGAGCCUUGAGAACCGUAUCCCUGGCAAUCGAAACGUUUACAUUCGUGGCCUUCAUCCCACCACGGACGAUGAACUGCUUUACAAAUUUGCAUCUCGCUUUGGACCAGUUGAAACUUCCAAAGCCAUCAUUGAUACUGGAACUGGUGCAUGCAAGGGCUUUGGUUUCGCCAAGUUUUACGAGUCACGGGAUUCCGAAAUGUGUAUUCGAGGGUUUCACCGACUUGGUUAUGAAGUUGGCUUUGCCCGGGAAUCGUUCAAUUCUCGUCUCAAGGCCGAAGGCGACGAUGGCUCGACCAACCUGUACAUUUCCAACCUUCCCAAGACGCUGACGGAAGUGGAACUUGGAACCAUCUUCCUCGGGACCACAAUUCUUUCCAGCAAGAUUCUCCGGGACAGCAUGGGCAACAGCCGCGGCGUAGGGUUUGCUCGCUUCGAGAACCGCGAUAUUUGCGACGAAAUCAUCAAGAAGUACAAUGGAGUUGGAAUUGGGGAGGAAGGACUUCUCAUGAAUAUCCGAUAUGCCGAUACUCCGGCGCAAAAAGAGCUGAAGCGAGUCACCGCUGAGCGUCGUCAGUUCCGCACCAACGAGUACAACAUUGGCGCUUAUGGAACCCCUCUUGUAGGGAUGAGCCCAACAUUGUACAACCAGCAAUCCCAAUGGCGUAGAACUUUGCCCGUUUCACGAAGUGGACUUUCUGCUUCGUCAAUCGAAGAAGGGAAUGUGAUGAGACACUCGGGGACCCGACGAGGAUUAUCCGAGAUAGUUCCAAACACGAACACGGAUGUGGCUGCAGCUACCUCCAUGUCGGAUAGUGACGAAGGUGUAACGAUUCACGCUGAAACAACCGCCGUCGAUGGUGGCGCGGAUGAGAAUAAGUCGCCAUCUACGAAGGGCGUUCGACGGGACGAAAAUAGUGAUUAA
Pochonia chlamydosporia 170 is the source of this 1632-nucleotide messenger RNA. RefSeq names its product RNA binding protein MSSP-2. The transcript is spliced from 7 exons. NCBI's taxonomy places the organism in Eukaryota, Fungi, Ascomycota, Sordariomycetes, Hypocreales, Clavicipitaceae. Gene Ontology annotation, cellular component: nucleus; cytosol; ribonucleoprotein complex. Gene Ontology annotation, molecular function: poly(U) RNA binding; poly(A) binding; mRNA 3'-UTR binding. Bases 1 to 1632 code for a protein of 543 amino acids. The record is from RefSeq and is a predicted model, not a curated record.